Messenger RNA from Penicillium verhagenii, 1044 nucleotides. Its product is annotated as tRNA-specific adenosine deaminase. The coding region runs from base 1 to 1044 and encodes 347 amino acids. Gene Ontology annotation, biological process: tRNA wobble adenosine to inosine editing. The record is from RefSeq and is a predicted model, not a curated record. The transcript has a single exon. NCBI's taxonomy places the organism in Eukaryota, Fungi, Ascomycota, Eurotiomycetes, Eurotiales, Aspergillaceae. Gene Ontology annotation, molecular function: tRNA-specific adenosine-37 deaminase activity.
AUGGAGCUCUGCAUGGCCGCUCAAGACGACGCUACGCCAUGGGAGGUGCUCCGUGAAACAAAACCUGUUCCAGAAACGCAGGAAGAAUCUUCUUUGGUGGAGGAUAUCCUCCUCGAUGGUCGAGCUCAUUUCUCUCUUCUGGGCGUUGUGCGUCGCAAACCAGCCCGCACAGACGCAGAGUCAACACGCAGCAAAUCCUGCUCGGAUAAGCUGGCCUUGAAGCAGGUUUCUUCAUUGAUCUCAUGGCAGACUAGUCGCCUUGUUGCCCCAACCCAGAAUGCAUACCUGGCAGGACUUGUUCUACCAGCGGAUGAAAUUAGCCACAUUGCAUGCGAGAGGGCUUUUGGAGAGAACGGCCGAAUGAAGGAUCUAAAAGGACGGGCCUGGCCAUCUGAUACAUCGGAUAAUAUCGGAUAUCGAUUCAAUCCAUUUCAAAUUCUGUCAGUGCCUGCUGAAGAAAUUCAUGCGCUGUGGAAAUUCUCGAAGCAAAAAUCUAUUGCCAACUCUACAGCCGUGCCAAAGAAGGGUAAGCCGGGUAAUGUAAGUGCAGUGUGGACUUUAGCUCCAUCGCAUUCGCAUAUGCACUGUGAACUACUUUCAGAUACCGGUAGCAAGAAGUUGGCCACACUCUCUCGAUCCAAUACUGGCUUGCACGAAAGUAUUAUUGGGGGAGUGAAGCAAGGAAGCAAAAUAUCCUCACUUCUUCCACGGGGUGCUUCAGCCCUAUCUCGGGCGAAACUUUGGGCUGUCAGCUCAAAAAUCAUUGAGUCAGAAGAUCGCGUAAAGAAUUUACAAGGCACCGAGGAGCAGCCGACGGAUACAACUGCCCAGGUCCUUUCAGAAACAUGCCCUUCGCCAGAUACCCAAACAGCGGCGACAUACCAAGACUCGAAGCAAGCGCAAAGAAAUAUACCAGACCCCCUUAAAGCUCGUGAAGAUGCCAUACGAGAUGCCAGAGGGGUUCUUAAGGGGUGGGUACGCAACGUGGGAGAUGAAAGUUGGGGGCUAGAUGUUUUGGUCGAUAAUAAGAAGCGGAAGCGCUGA